AUGCCACUGCAAGUGAUCGUUGUUGGCGCAGGCCUGGCUGGUCUGGGCGCUGCCAUUGCCCUCAACCGUGCGGGCCACAAUAUCCAAGUUCUCGAACAAUCCAGUUUUCGCAAUGAAGUAGGCGCAGCCAUUCACGUCGCACCCAACGCUACACGGAUCUUGAAGGAAUGGGGUUGUAAUUUGAACGGCCUAUAUCCUGUACAAUGCAACCGUCUACAGGUCUGGGAUUCGGAGGGGAAAUCUCCUUUUGACCCCUGUUGUGACGAAAGACCUCCACCGGAAAUUGAAUACCACAGAUGA
Molecule: messenger RNA, 300 nt
Organism: Penicillium cinerascens
Lineage: Eukaryota; Fungi; Ascomycota; Eurotiomycetes; Eurotiales; Aspergillaceae
Product: FAD/NAD(P)-binding domain-containing protein
Exons: 3
Coding region: 1-300 (99 amino acids)
Molecular function (GO): monooxygenase activity
Source: RefSeq, a predicted model, not a curated record